AUGGAAGGUAACCAGUCCAAUGUUGCUGCUGCCAGCCCCAAUGGAGCGAUCUCUCUGCCGGCCAGGCAGGAGCUUUCUGUGGAGACCCUUGGUUUCUCUUCCCAGCCUCCGUCUCCUAACCCCCCCUCCACCCUGCUCCAGCAGAGCAGGAACAGUAUCCGGCUGCUCUCAGGGAUCCUGGCUGUGAACAUCCUCCUCCUAGGCAGUGCGCUGGUCUGCGGGGCAGCCUUCAGCAAGGUGAAGGUCCUCUCCGAUGAAGAAAUGCACAUCUACCUGACCAUCCUCCUCAUCCUCACCACAGCCUGGAUGAUCUUCUACAUGGUGCACACUGCCAGCCGGCCACAGGCUGUGCUCUACAAGGACAGCCAUGCUGGGCCCAUCUGGCUGAGAGGCGGUCUGGUGCUCUUUGGAGUGGCCAGUUUGAUUAUGGACGUCUUCAAAACUGGCUACUCCAUCGGACAUCUCAAUUGUGAAUCUCCGGUGAAAAUUACCUUCCCUCUGUUGCAGCUGGUCUUCGUGAUAAUCCAGACAUAUUUUCUGUGGGUGCACUCCAAGGACUGCGUUCAAAAACAGAGCAACAUCACAGGAUGUGGUCUGAUGCUCACCCUGGCCACCAACCUCAUGCUGUGGAUGUCAGCUGUCACUGAUGAGUCUCUCCAUCAGACCGGGGAAGAAGCCUCGAAGCCCAAUGACAGUUUCAGCCAUCUCCGAAACGGAUCCAUGUUCUUUAAAGCCAGUGGAUCGGGAUGCAAGUGCACCCACAGUGCCUGUGAGAUUUUUCAAAAGGGUUUUUACUACCUGUACCCCUUUAACAUCGAGUACAGCCUCUUCGCCUCAGCCAUGACCUACAUCAUGUGGAAGAACAUCGGCAGGCAGAUUGACGACUGCAGCCACCACAAAAUCAGCUUCCGUGUCAAGGGAAUCGUGCUGGGAGCCACUGUGGGGUUACUGGUGGUGAUGGCUGGACUGGGAGUCUUCAUUGUCUAUGAGGUGGAAGUCACAAAGGAUACAUCAAGGGAGCGGGUCUUGAUCAUGUAUUACACCUUCAGCAUUGUUGGCCUCAUCUUGAUGUCCCUGGCCUCCUUAGCUGGCUCAAUUAUCUACAGGUUUGACAAGAGAACAGUGGUAUCCACGAAGAACCCAACACGAAGCCUGGACAUUGCCCUUCUUUUGGGGGCUGCACUGGGGCAAUUCCUCAUCUCUUACUUCUCUAUCGUAGCCAUAGUGGCCGAGAAAGCCACCCGGACCGUCAGCAUGCUCAACCUAACCUGUUCUUUCCUCAUUAUCCUCCAGAUCUGUCUCCAGAACUUUUUCAUUAUUGAAGGGCUCCACAAACAACCGUACCAUGCAGAGCCUCCUGUGGUGAGCGUGGUCUUCAUCAAUGAAGGCACCUCGCACAGCAACCCUUACUCGCCUUCCCUCAAGAAUGAUAAUGAUGAGCCCUCACCAGCUGAGAACAACCUGGAGCCCUCAUCUCAUAGCCACGACUUCAGCAGCGCCAUCCAUUCAUCAUCCAGCCGCAUGUCCUGGAAGAGGAGGGCCCUUAAGGAGAUCUCAAUAUUUCUGCUCCUCUGCAAUGUGAUAUUCUGGAUAAUACCGGCGUUCGGUGCCCGCCCGCAGUUUGAAAAUGGUUUGGAAGAGUGGGUUUAUGGAUUCUCCAUAUGGGUCGCCAUUGUCAACAUCGGGCUUCCUUUUGGGAUUUUCUACCGGAUGCACUCGGUUGCCAGUCUCUUCGAGGUCUACCUCACAUCUUAA
Messenger RNA from Polyodon spathula (Mississippi paddlefish), 1755 nucleotides. RefSeq names its product proton channel OTOP2-like. Bases 1 to 1755 code for a protein of 584 amino acids. Gene Ontology annotation, biological process: proton transmembrane transport. Gene Ontology annotation, cellular component: membrane. The record is from RefSeq and is a predicted model, not a curated record. The transcript has 6 exons. Gene Ontology annotation, molecular function: proton channel activity. Lineage: Eukaryota; Metazoa; Chordata; Actinopteri; Acipenseriformes; Polyodontidae.